CACCUUUUUUUUCUAAAUGGAUUCUGACGAGUGCGAGGAAGAUGCCAACACCAUUUCAUGUCAAAAUUUAAUUCAGCGCUUCACCAAAAAACGUCAAAAGCCAGAAGAAACUAAGGAUGAAGUUACGGAAACGGUACAAGAUAAACGUCGAAAGAUUACCUUAGCCAACGGUGUUGCCAUCAUAGUGGGAAGUAUCAUAGGUUCAGGGAUAUUUAUCUCUCCUAAAGGAGUAUUGGCCAAUGCUGGAUCGACUGGGGCGGCGUUAGUAGUAUGGGCACUGUCGGGAAUCUUUUCUGCCGGUGGAGCACUUUGUUACGCGGAAUUGGGCACAAUCAUAUCCAGAAGUGGUGGUGAUUACGCCUACAUUUUAGAGGCGUUUGGGUCACUACCCGCUUUUCUCACACUUUGGGUUAUUACACUGAUCAUAAAGCCAGCAUCGCAAGCAGUUGUUGCUCUCACUUUCGCCACCUAUAUGCUACAACCCAUCUUCGGUGACUGUCCCGUACCUUACACGGCAGUUCGUCUCCUUGCUGCCUGUUGUCUCUGCCUUUUGACCGGUAUUAGCUGCGCCAGUGUACGGGGAGCCAUGCGUGUCCAGAACGUUUUCACGGUGGCUAAAUUAAUGGCGUUAUUCAUCGUCAUCGUUCUUGGCUUGGCUGAGCUUUUUGCAGGUAAAACGGAAAAUUUAACCUUCACUCCUUAUUUGGAAGACGCACCCCUUAAUAUUGGCAAACUGUCAUUGGCAUUCUAUUCGGGCUUGUUUGCUUUCGGUGGUUGGAAUUACCUUAACUUCGUGAUCGAUGAGCUCCAAGAUCCAUACAGGAACCUGCCAUUAGCUAUAUUUAUAGCAAUGCCCAUAGUCACGCUGUUCUAUGUUUUGGCCAAUUUGAGCUACUUCGUUGUGAUAUCACCGACUGAAAUCAUCGCCUCUCAUGCUGUGGCCGUGACUUUCGGAUUAAAGCUUUAUAGCUGGUUAAAAUGGGUCAUACCUUUAUUCGUCUCGAUCUCAACUUUCGGCAGUUUGAAUGGGAUCACGUUCACAGCGGCGCGAAUUGUGGCUACCGGAGCUAACGAAGGUCAGUUUCCGGCCGCGUGUGGGUUCCUUCACCAAAAGUUAUUAACACCAAUACCAGCUCUCAUGUGGGAGUGCUUCCUGGCUUUGACACUGCUCCUUUUCCCUGACGUUUUCUCGCUGAUAAACUAUCUGAGCUUCGCAUUGUGGUUGGUAUCCGGCGCAAGUGUGACAGGCCUCUUAUAUCUACGUUGGAAGUUACCUGACAUUGAGAGACCCAUAAAAGUCCCUCUGGUUUUGCCAGUCACCUUUCUUAUUUGUUGCAUAUUUCUCGUGUUGGUUCCCGCUAUCGUAACUCCUCUGGACACAGGAAUAGGAGUGAUCAUCGUCUUGGCUGGUGUUCCUGUUCACUUCUUAAUUCAAAAAAGCUCGUCUUCAAGUACCGUUCAAAAAUAUUCAGAUAAAUUUUCUCGCUUUUGCGUCGCUUUACUCAACGUUUCGCCUGUCAACGUGCAAAAUACUUAAAACUGCAAAAUUCAAAAACUUAAAAAAUUUUAUUAUUAUUUACCGUAAAUUAUGGAUGUUUACUUUGGCCAAUAAACAAACUCCAAUGACGAAA
Messenger RNA from Daphnia pulex (common water flea), 1631 nucleotides. RefSeq names its product large neutral amino acids transporter small subunit 1-like. Gene Ontology annotation, biological process: amino acid transmembrane transport. The record is from RefSeq and is a predicted model, not a curated record. Bases 17 to 1537 code for a protein of 506 amino acids. Gene Ontology annotation, cellular component: membrane. Lineage: Eukaryota; Metazoa; Arthropoda; Branchiopoda; Diplostraca; Daphniidae. Gene Ontology annotation, molecular function: L-amino acid transmembrane transporter activity. The transcript has 10 exons.